GCCGGCGCUUUAGGACGCUUGUGGGCCGUCGAUUGAUGAAUCUAUCGCCAAUUUAACUGUAAUGCACCGGGAUCUUACUGGAGGGGCAUGAUAAGGGCACAUUAAGUCCUCGAUCAUAUCUGAAAUCUCAGCUUGGAAGACAUCUCAAAUUCCUUAAGAGCAAGUGAAUAAAAAAAUGUUGGGUCCUGUGUCACGUAUGUUGCUGUUGAGUGCUACUUUCAUCGUUUCGGGGCAAGCCGACACGAGCAAGUGGGGGUACAAGGAGACAACCGACGAGGAAUUGGGUCCUGCCGACUGGAAGGGCAGCUACUCUGCAUGCGGUGGGACGCACCAGUCUCCCAUCAACAUCCCGAUGCGUAAGCUCUCGCACAACGACUGGGGUAUGGCUCAUGCCCCGCUUAAGUUCGGAGGCGACUGCAGUAAAUUCAGCCUCAAGAAACUCGAGGAUCUGUACAAGUGGGAGAUCAAAGGAGACGAACACUGCACGGUCAAGUCCAUCAACUUCGACGAGCGUGAGUACGGACUGGCUCAGUUCCACAUGCACGCGACGUCGGAGCACGCCCUAGACGACUACCACUACGACGCGGAGAUCCACUUUGUCCACAAGGCAGUGGACGGUAGUGGCAAGAUCCUAGUGACGGGUGUUUUCCUCAACGCUGAGCCAAAGGUGCAGGAGAACGCGUUCGUCAAGGGCCUCUGGAAAGAUCUCGAGACGGAGGAGAGCUCUUUCAACCUGAGAGACGCGGGCAUGACCUACGCUGAGAUGUUAAAUGGUCUUGUAGCCAAGAGCCACGUGUUCAACUACAAUGGUAGCUUGACCACUCCACCGUGCAGCGAAGUCGUGGACUGGUGGGUGUUGAACAACCCCAUCUCCAUCUCGUACGACGAGCUUCACCAAUUGAAGAAAGUGUAUGGCGAGCUCCCAGCCACCAACGACGCCUCGGACAACCGCCCCACCCAGCCACUGGACGACCGCGAGAUCAAAUACUACUAA
Phytophthora infestans T30-4 is the source of this 994-nucleotide messenger RNA. RefSeq names its product carbonic anhydrase, putative. Lineage: Eukaryota; Oomycota; Peronosporomycetes; Peronosporales; Peronosporaceae. The transcript is spliced from 3 exons. Bases 176 to 994 code for a protein of 272 amino acids. Gene Ontology annotation, molecular function: carbonate dehydratase activity; zinc ion binding. The record is from RefSeq and is a predicted model, not a curated record.